Molecule: messenger RNA, 921 nt
Organism: Cucurbita moschata (crookneck pumpkin)
Lineage: Eukaryota; Viridiplantae; Streptophyta; Magnoliopsida; Cucurbitales; Cucurbitaceae
Product: protein DOG1-like 4
Exons: 1
Coding region: 217-921 (234 amino acids)
Biological process (GO): DNA-templated transcription
Molecular function (GO): sequence-specific DNA binding
Source: RefSeq, a predicted model, not a curated record
UGGAAUUUCCGAAGAAAAACCCACUAAGCAAAGUGUUCUCCCAAAGUUUCCUUUCAUAACUGUAACAUAUAGAGACAUAAAUCUCAAAAUCUUGACACCCAAAAAAAAAACAAAAAGAAAAAAAAAAAAAAUCCCAUAAAAUUCUCUGUUUCUGUCUCUCUUGAAUCAGCCUUGAGUUCGCCACACCUCCUUUUGUCUCUCUGUAUUUCUCUGUAAAUGCCAGGGGACGAUUACAAUGUUGACUCAUUCACAGCAUUUUUUGAAGGCUGGCUUCUCCGCCAACAACAAUAUCUCGACGAGCUUCUGACAGCCACGCGCCGCCAUCCCGACGACGCUGCGGACAACGGCGAUCUCGAUGAUUUAAUUUCUCGAACCCUCAGCCACUACGAGGAAUAUUACGAGAAAAAAUCUAGAAUUGCCCAAAGGGAUAUUUUUCUCGUUUUUUCCCCCACUUGGUUCACCACCUACGAGCAGAGUCUGUUGUGGAUCGGCGGAUUCCGGCCGGGCCUGAUUUUCCGGCUCGUCAACGAGUCCAUAAACGACUUGUGGGACGAUCAAGUGUUGAGAAUUGGGCGGCUGAGGGAAGACGUGAAGGUCGAAGAGCGGAUGCUAAACAAUGACUUAGCGAAGAUUCAAGAAAAAGUGGCGGCGCCGCCGUUGCUGGAGUUUUUCCGGAGGCAGGGCCACGACGGCGUUACUGGUGGGACCGAAAUGGAGGCGUUGAAAGCGGCGUUUCAGUCGGUGCUGGCGAGUGCUGAUUUUUUUAGAAGAGAAACGGCGUUGAAAGUGGCGGAGAUUCUUACGCCAGCGCAAACCGUAAGAUUUUUGGCCGCCGUGGCUCAGCUUCAUCUUAGAAUCAGAGCUUACGGGUUGCAGAAGGAUGCUGAGAGACGAGACCCCGGGUGUGGGGGUGUGCAAUAA